This is a messenger RNA of Besnoitia besnoiti, 2910 nucleotides long. RefSeq lists its product as uncharacterized. The transcript has 2 exons. The coding region runs from base 1 to 2910 and encodes 969 amino acids. The record is from RefSeq and is a predicted model, not a curated record. Gene Ontology annotation, biological process: uroporphyrinogen III biosynthetic process. Gene Ontology annotation, molecular function: uroporphyrinogen-III synthase activity. Lineage: Eukaryota; Apicomplexa; Conoidasida; Eucoccidiorida; Sarcocystidae.
AUGUCUUCCGCGGCUUUGCCUCUUCGCCUCAUCUCGGCUCAGUCCUCCGACGCCAUCCACCCGCCCCGGAAGCCGUUCGCCUGCUCUCUACGGGCGCCCGCUGACCUCUCUGCUGUGUCUGCUGAGCGUUUCGCCGCAGCGGAAGCCUCUGCUGCGCUGCUGGAGGUGCCUCCUUUCGACUAUAUGUGUCUCUCUUCGCCGGAGGCCGCGAGGGUCUUCGCGCGGAGCUGGCGGCGCACGCUGGCGUCUCUCCUUCCCUUGCUGGCUGCAGGCGCGGAGUCUCAGCCUGCGGCCACGCCUCUCGCCCCCGCCUCGCCCCUCGCCCCCCCUUCGAGUCCCUCUGUAGUCUUCCGCGCCUGCGCGCGCAGCCUCCCCGCGGGCUCCAUCGUUUGCGUCGGCGAAGGCACGCGGCGCGCCGCGGAGGAGGCGCUUCUGGAGGAGUUCGUCCGCAUGUGCGGCCUCCAGGCCGACCCCCGAGGCGGCGAGGCAGAGACCCGCGAGCCCGAGGCAAGCGCGCAUUGCGGGCCUGACAAGGGGCCCGCGGAGGGCGACGACGGGGCUGGACAUCCGGCGGCCGGCGAGAGGAGAGAGCCGCCGCAGGGAGUAGGCCCCACGCGAAAAUGCGAGGGGGGGCGAAACGCCCCAGCUGUGCAUGAGUCUGACGAGGAGAAGAAACGGGCCCUAGACGCGGUGCGGGCCUUCUUUUCUUCCUUCUCGCCUUCCACUGCCACCGCGGCGAGCCUCGCGGCAGAACUGCCUCCGCGGCCGCCGCUGUUUUCUCUGCUCUCGGAAGACUCGAGGGCAUGCUCAGGCGCGCCCUCCCCGGCCUCCGGCAGCGAAACGCUCGCGGGCGCUGAUUUGCAGCGCGCGGCCUCGCGCGGGUGUUUGGGCCACUUAACUCCCGGAUGUGCGUACACUCCGCAUCAGCGUCUCCGCAUCGCAGGCGGCCCGCUGACGUUCUGUCCCUGCCGGCUGCAGACGCGCGUCUUGUGGCCUACCUCGGCGUUGGCCGCGGAAGGGCUCUCCAGGAGCUUGGAGCGAAGGAAGCUGGAGGAGCUUGAGGCGGGUUUGUCUGAAAAAAACGUCUCUCUGUCGUGCCCAGAGUCAGGCGGCGCCGACGCCGAGGGCAGCUGCCGAGGGAGUGUAGACCUCCCUCCAGAGCUGGCGGGGGGCGCCACGCUCGCCUCGGCCUCAGACAACCAGGGCUCCCUCUCGUCGUUGCGUGAGGCCGCGCAGCGAGAGCAAACCGAUGCGCAAGUCGCGAAGGCGACGCGCAGAGAGGGCGACGCUUGCGAAGCUGGGGAGGCCGCGGAGGCGAGCGCACAGCAAGCUGAAGUCCUCUGGCCUUCACUGCCGCUCUUCCAGGUGAAUCGGCUGAACGUGUAUACCACGGUGCAGCGGAUGCUUUCCCUGGGAGACCGCGAGGCGCUUCUUGACGCUCUCAAGGUGACCGUCGGGGAGGAAGUCGCCGAGUCGAGGGCCAGCGGAGACACUCCGGCGGGCGCGACGCGCUGCGCAGCGGCCACCUGUGAGGACGCCGAGGCGGAGGAGAACGGGGAGGCAGAGGAGGCGGAGACGGAGAGAGUGACAAGCCCCGAAUCUGUUGCAACUAGCGAGACGUACGGGGAGCAGCGUGAGGCGUGGGCGUCUAGCGCGGCGGACAGCGCCGCAGCCGAGGCGCCGCAGGGCCGAGCGGGCGCAGCAGGGAGGGAGGCGCAGAGAAAAAGGCGAGAAGAGGAAUUGGAGAGGGACAGAGCGUGUGGUGGCGAAACGCACCUCGCAUGCAUCAUGUUUGGAAGCCCCUCCGCGGUGUGGAGCUGGGUCGCCAACGGCCUCCCUCUCUCUCACGCGAGUCUCAGCGCGCCAGUGAUUCCGUCGUAUACGGCGAUUCAUGCGGGGGCGAAGCAGUUGACGCUAGACUCUCUGCAGGCCGAGCCAGGCGCGCGUGCCUUCUCGGCCUCUGAGGAGGCGUCGACGGAGCCGGGAGGUUCGCAGAGUGCGAGAAGAGGAGAUAAGCGUGUGGCCUCCACGGAGGCAGACUUCUUGAAGCUACUGGAGGCGUGCAAAAACAGUCUCCUAGAGGGGCGCGAGGUUGCGCAAAGGAGACAGGGAGAAGCUCAAAGGCUCAUCGCCGUCGCCAUCGGCCCGACGACUGCCGCGGCCGCCCGGCAGGCAGGGUUUGCAAAGGUUGUCUCCGCCUCUCGCCCUGGCGUGUCAGGGUGGGCGGGAGCCCUCCUUCAAGCCGUCAGCGACCACCGGCGACUGAAGGAAGUUCGCGGGCCAUGGGGCGCCGCGUGCGAGGGACGCGAGGGCGAGGCGAAAGCCGAAAAGACAGCAAACGAAUACCGCGCAGGACGGCGAAGCGACGACAGUGCUGACGGCGGCGUCGCGAGCUUCGCUGGAAACGUCCGCGUGCUUGUCGUGUUGACUAGAGAAGAAGGCAAAAACAUGGAGUUGGUGAGUGCACUGGAGGCAACUGAGGGCGUCACGCUGGAGUUUGCCAGUCUCUCCAGCGCUUCCGUCGAAGCCUCAGACCGAAGGCCCCCGACCGAGGACCGUCCUCGCAAUCUGUCUUUGUCGGGGGCCUUCUCUCCGAAUCCGGCACCUCUGGGCCCCGGCGCGCGUCGAGGCGGCGCCGGUCCCGGUCAGGAGUCUGUCUUGGAAGAGCAGCAGCCGCGCCUGCAGAGCGAGGACAGAGAGACCCUGGGAGGUGAGAAGAAGGGGGCGGACGGAGGAAAGGAGAACGUUGAAGGCGGAAGUGAUAAAAAGACGGUCGCUUUGAAGGUUCUCGAAGUUCCUCUCCUUCGAACUGAGUCCACACGCGGCAUCUUCAAACGAGCUCAGUCCGUCCUCGAGGCCUACGUGGCCGCGAAUGCGUUUUCGCAGGUCGUCUCAGCGAAACCUGCAUAA